Messenger RNA from Ilex paraguariensis (yerba mate), 375 nucleotides. The record is from the annotation of a GenBank genome assembly. NCBI's taxonomy places the organism in Eukaryota, Viridiplantae, Streptophyta, Magnoliopsida, Aquifoliales, Aquifoliaceae.
AUGGGUGGUAGGAUUACGCAAGAGGAUUUCGUUAAUCCCCAUAGGACAUCCCUUGCUACGAAUGAGCUAAGUGACCGAAGACCAUUAUCGGAUGAAGAAGGAGAUAUGCCAGAGGUUAUUGACAUCGGAGAAGAGGCUGACGGUGCCGAAGUAGUUGGCCUCGGGGCAUGUGCUCAAGAGGACGUCGACAAGGCGUUGACCCUGGGGAGCGUUGGCGAGGCAGUAAGGCACCAUGGGGUGUUGAGGUCGCCUCAACUAGCGUCGGUUCGCCGAGGAGAGGGCACGCCAGAGUUGGUGUCGCUAGAGGCUAGGCGAGAAGGGGCUAGCACGCGGACGAUGUUGCCAAGCGUUGGGCGCGGCCAGGCGAGUGCAUAG